Messenger RNA from Motacilla alba alba, 2400 nucleotides. It is a transcript of the gene KCTD18, whose product is annotated as potassium channel tetramerization domain containing 18. The record is from RefSeq and is a predicted model, not a curated record. Gene Ontology annotation, biological process: protein homooligomerization. The transcript is spliced from 7 exons. NCBI's taxonomy places the organism in Eukaryota, Metazoa, Chordata, Aves, Passeriformes, Motacillidae.
UUGGUUCAAAAAGAGCUGCAUUUUUAGUGCUGUGAACUGUGCUCAGGAUUUUCUAGGUUGUCCUUCCAGAACUCUGGUCACACAUCCUCACCACGUAACUCUGCUUGCCUAUUUGUCUCGAAAGAGUUUGAAUAGCUCGUAAUGACAUCACCAUUGGCAAAUGCAAUGGAAGAGGGCAAAGCUGAAGAUGUGCAGGAUAUUCUGCGACUGAAGGUGCAAGGCUGUUCAUACACAGCCAGGCGCGAGUCUCUGUGCCGCUCUAAGGAUUCCAUGCUGGUGUCCAUGUUUAGUGGACGCUUUCCUAUGAAAGUGGAUGAAUCAGGAGCAUGUCUAAUUGAUUGAGAUGCAAACCUGUUUAAAUAUUUUUUGGAUUAUCUUCAUGGAGAAGUUCAGAUUCCUGGAGAUGAAAAAGUUAGAACUGCACUGCAGGAGGAAGCAGAUUAUUUUGGAAUCCCUUAUCCUUAGAGUGUGUCUGAUCAUUUGGCUAAUGAAAUGGAAAUACACUCUUCAAGGUCCAAUAUAGAGCUCAAAAAGGCUUUGUUGGAUUUCUGUGAUUCUUACCAUUUAGUUUGCACCAAGCCUGCAGUCUGGGUCCUGCACUAUCUCGACACUUCUGGAGCAAGCUAUGAAAGUAAAAUUAUUGGUGUGUAUGCCACAAGAGCUGAUGGGACUGAUGCAAUAAAUAAGGCACUAGGAAUGAAAAUUCAUGGUAAAAGCAUGUAUAAAAGAGAAGCUGGAAAUAACAUCCAAUACAUCUGGAACUAUUACUCAGUAGCUGAGCUGUAAAAGAUGAGGGAUGCUUUCAAUGCCUGGGAAGGGAGAGGUGUCAGCUACUGGAGAGUGCCUCAGGAGCUGACUGAAUGUUGGACUCUGGAAGAACACCCUCUUAGAGGCAGUUUGCAUCAUAUGCCUCCAGUUUAUAAAAUAUAUGCUGAUUUGCAUAGGUGGCAUAAAAUCACAUGUAAAGUGGGUCUCCAGCCAGUUAGAUUCUCAGGUCCCUCAACAAGUACUCACAUAAAAGUCAAGAAUUCAUCUUCAUUAAAGGUAGCUGCUUGCAAUGCUUUACAUUCUGCAGCAAUUCUUAAAUGACCCUGUAGUGUAAGUCUGGUGCUGCACAAAGAAGCUUCUUAAACCACAUCCACAACAUGCACAUCAGUGGCCAGCAAGUCCCGGGCUCCCCGAGGAAGGCAGAGUGCUGGCAACGGGCCACUGAGCCAAAUGCCAUUCCAAGCUGCAGGGAGUAAGAAGCCUGUGAACAACCGUGCAGUGAAGGUGAAAAGGACUCUGCUUUUUCUUGUGACACCAUCUCAGCCACCACCUUCUGCAUCCAGUAAAACAAGUGAGCAGGACAGUGUUGAAAUUCCUGCAGUGCUAAACAAGAAAGAACCAGCUAUAUUAGCAGAAAGUAUUACGUUUAAGAAUGAUAAAGUGGAUGGGUAAUGUUUGACUCAGUCUGACAGACUGGACAGCUCUACAUUAUAUGGUUGAAGAAGAGGUCAUUAUCUCAUGUGAUCCUUUAUUCAAGAUUAGGUAGAAAAUUGUGAUGAAAAAUAUAAUGAAAAGCACAGGAAGAAAUUUUUUAAGAGCAUUGAAAUGUGUUUUCUGCUUUAUUUCUAGGUAUUUUUUAUAUGUUGUGAAGGGAGGAAGAAAAAUGGAUUAAGAAAAAUCACUCAAGCACAUGCAGCUUAACAUUCCAGUAACUCCCAUUUGUAUUUCUGUUGUGCUGUACUGUAAAGUGAGUACUUGCACAGCAUAAAAGAAAACAUCUUUAUCAACUUUAACUACAGUGAACCUCAAUUUGUAACUUUAAAGGGGGGACGGGGGAAGAAAAGAUAAAAGUAAGUAGAUUUUAUUAGACAGAAGUUUGCCACAAGUGUGCAACAUAUGUGUGCUGCAGAGACACCAGAAGCUGAAUGCACUUACUGGCACUUCUGGUGAGGGUAAAUCACCAUUUUUGCUCUGACUAGAAAUGCAAGGGAUCACUUGUGCUUGUACACUGAGAGAAAAUUCAGAAACACAGGAAGGGAAGAAGUGUGCUGUGUGAGUAACAAGGCUGCUCUCUCUGGAGAGACACACAUUUACAGACACACACAAUACUGUGGUGUGAUCUGCCACUGAGGCAAGGCUGGUGCAGCUGUGGCAUUUUGUGUCACACUGCUAGGGGAUGGCUUUUCUGGGGCUGCAGGGUCUGAGUUACACCUGGCCUUCCAUGUCCUUCUGCAGGUCCUUUCAGAUCAGGAGGGCACAACCUCAACUGUGUGCAGCAAAGCAGAGGAGCUGAGGUUGAAAUGCUGUGGUUUAAAGAAAACAUCUCCCUCGUCCCCCCUGUGCAGGUGGGAGGAGACGUUCUUGUAGCCGGGCAAAUGUUGAGUAAUGACACUGAAACAAAGAGCUGCUGUA